AUGCAGCUGUCGCUCGCACUCCUGGCGGCCGUGGGCCAGGUUACGCUCAGUGCUGCCUCCACACUCACACCGCCGGUCUUGCCGCUGAUUGUCCGCAACCCCUACCUCAGCACAUGGCUUGGAGAUGCCCGGGAAGCACCCUGGUCCAAAUGGCCCAUGUUCUACACCGGAGAGGAGGUGGGCCUCUCCGUCAUGGCCCAGGUCCCUAGCCAGGGCGUCGUCUACCCGCUCCUGGGUAGACCGCAAAAUGACCUGACAUCCGACGCAUAUCCAGUCCAGUUUCCCGAAUACCUCGGACACAACUACGACGCUUCGACGACCAACCUGACCUACCGCGUUGAUACGGGUACGCAGGCACCCCUUGAUAUCACUAUUUCGUUCCUUUCUCCCAUUACGCCCACAUCGACUCUGCGGCAGUCGAUUCCGGCUUCCUACAUCACGAUCGAUGUCCAGGGUGACACCGAUGUCAACGUGUAUACGGAUGUGGAUGGACGCUGGGUGACCGGGGACAUUGGUGCUCCUCUACAAUGGCAGCGCGAUACGAUCGGAGCCGAGAAUCAGAAGCCCGCCCUCCAGACAUGGCAGUUCCGCCGGGAGAAUGAGCUCCAUCUGUCAGAGAUCCGAGACCGCGCCGAAUGGGGCAGCCUUCACUUCACCGGACCCGCUAGUGCCCAGUAUCAGUCUGGCGGUGCAGCCAUAGUGCGGCGAGCCUUUGCCAGCACCGGCACCCUGCGCAAUGAGAACGAUGAGCGAUUCCGGCCUAUUCGUGACCACUGGCCUGUCUUUGCCUUCUCCAAGUCCUUCAAAUUGGGCCAGAAGCCGCAGAAAACAGCAGACAGCGUCACAUUCACGAUUGCUCUUGUCCAGACUCCUGUCGUGCAAUUUGCAGCUUCCCGCGGUCUGACCCAGAUGCGACCUCUCUGGAAUUCUUGGUUCCCAUCCACCGAAGAGCUGCUCGGUUUUCACUACACGGAUCACUCCGCGGCGCGGGCGUUGGCAUCCAACUACUCGGAGCAAUUGGCUGCGGAUGCCUACCUGUCCGGGGCCGAUGACUAUGUCGACAUUGUCGCCCUCACCGCGCGGCAGGUUAUGGGUGCGACCACCUUCUCCGGGACACCGGAAGACCCCAUUCUGUUCCUCAAGGAGAUCUCAUCGAACGGCAAUUUCCAAACCAUUGAUGUCAUCUUCCCCGCCUUCCCGUUUUUCAUGUACACCAACCCGCGGUGGCUGGCGUACCUGCUCGAACCGUUGAUCGAACACAUGCUAAGCGGACAGUAUCCCAACACGUACGCUAUGCACGAUCUAGGCACCCACUUCCCCAAUGCUACGGGCCAUCCGGAUGGGAGAGACGAGUAUAUGCCUGUCGAGGAGUGUGGUAACAUCCUCAUCAUGGGUCUGGCAAUCGUGAACUCUCUCAUCUACGAUGAGUCGUCGGACGCUUCGUCAAUCUGGUCCACCGAGGGUUCAUAUCCCAUGAACAUUUGGAAUGAAUCCUCGGGGAGCUUCCCGCUGGACGACCUGCAGAUCCUGUCCGGGGUUUCCCAUCAGGAUGGGAAAUGGGGCGGCGGUGUGCAUGGCCGACGUCUGGCUGAGAAAUGGGUGAAGCGCAGUUACCGUCUGUGGAAGCAGUGGACGGGCUAUCUGGUGGAAUUCUCCCUGGAACCUGCCAAUCAACUUUCAACCGAUGAUUUUGCGGGCUGGCUGGCGCUGCAAACGAACCUGGCUCUCAAGGGCAUUGUGGGCAUCAACGCCAUGAGCAAGAUUGCCGAGGUGGCCGGACAAAAGUCUGAUGCUGAAUACUUCAAGGUAAAAGCGGCUUCUUCUUUCGGUCGUACCAAAACUAACCACCACGAACAGAACGUCGCCGACAGCUACAUCGCCAAAUGGGAAGAAUUCGGCAUGUCUCGAGAUGGCACGCACGCCAAACUAGCCUACGACUGGUACGGAUCCUGGACCACAAUCUACAAUCUGUACGCCGACGCACAGCUCUGCUUCCACCUGGAAGACACGGACACAGAGACCCCUGGCUUUGUCCCACGACACAUCUAUCAGAAACAAUCCGUGUGGUACCACUACGUGCGCCAGAAAUAUGGCCUCCCCCUGGACAGCCGCCACCUCUACACCAAGACAGACUGGGAGUUUUUCUCCAUGGCGGUAGCCUCCAAGCCCGUCCGCUCCGAGAUCCUCGAGUCCGUCGCCACCUGGGUCAACGAGACGGUGACCGACCGCCCCUUCACCGACCUCCACCAGACAGAAGGUGACGGUAACUUCCCCGGCCCGAAUUUCUUUGCCCGCCCCGUCAUCGGCGGCCACUUCGCCUUCCUGGCGCUGCAGCGUGCAUGCGGUGGGCGUGCAAUGAAGGGCCUCUCUUUUCUAGAUGACGUCGACGACGAGACUAUGGCCGCUUGGUCGCGCAGCGCCGAAGCUGCCGCAGCAGAUUUUAUUGCCCCUGCUGCGGGGCGCAACCGGUUCAGUGACGGUGAGCUGUAG
Penicillium riverlandense is the source of this 2490-nucleotide messenger RNA. RefSeq names its product putative glutaminase. The coding region runs from base 1 to 2490 and encodes 829 amino acids. The record is from RefSeq and is a predicted model, not a curated record. The transcript is spliced from 3 exons. Lineage: Eukaryota; Fungi; Ascomycota; Eurotiomycetes; Eurotiales; Aspergillaceae.